AUGUGUCUCAUCUAUCCCAUCUAUCUAGACUAGAUCAACUAACACUGUCCAACAACCCUUGCAUUAAGCAACCAGAAGAUAUUCAAAAACAGUUUGAUUAUCGACCCUAUGUGAUAAACUGGUUACUACAUUUACGAAUGCUGGACGGAGAGCUGGUUACUCCGAAGGAGAGUCUAAAGGCUGAAUGGAUGUACUCUCAAUCCAAAGGACGACAGUUUGGACCAGGAGAGCAUGAACAGUUAGUAGAAUAUUUAGUACAAACCUGUCCUUCGGACCCUGAUAAGGAAACUGAAGAGGACAGAAAACUUAAUCUUAUUCUUUCAAAGGUUCAAGAACACCAAUCUUCACUCAGGAGCCAAACCAAACCUGAAGGAUAUAGUACCCUACCCAGAUCAGUAUCUGCUGAUGGGAGAAGAAGCACACCCUCAACUCCUCGUAGGCAUUCAGGUUCUGGUGUUCUACCUCUACCAGUCAAUGGUGAUGGUCAACCUACACCUACACCCCAAGGAGAAGGACAGUUUGGGAGUUUAGGGUAUUCAUCAAAUCCGUCCUCAACUCUUAGUACUCCAGUAAAUACUCCAGGUUUGUCGAGAAGAAAUUCUACGGGAAUACGAAAUUCUAGGUACAACAGACUCCGUAAUUCUCCUGGCCCACUUCGUAAAAACGAAAUUAUAACUCCGUCCCAGUAUAACCUGGAGCUACCUCCAACCCUUUAUGGAGAAGACAUGAAUGACGUAAUGAAUGGGAAUGACCUGAUGACACAAUCCAUGGAUCCUUCGGCACUUAUUCAGAGAUUAGAUAAUACUUCAAGUAUAUCAGAAUCUGAUUUGAUGUCACAAAGUGUAGAUGCCAAUAUGCUUCGGACUAACCUUAAUCAAAGAUAUGGCUUGGGUGGAGGAAUUAAUACAGCUACGAGACCCAGAACUCUUUUCUCACAGCGGAGUACCGACAGCGGAAUUAGGUCUGAUGAUUACCUGGAACUACAAGAUGUAUCUGAUGGAGAAUCCAGUAUCAUAGUCUCAGGGUAUACUAGACUACAGUCCAGGCUUAAUCCAGUACCAGAAUCCUUGAAUAGUCCUGAUAUAGUCCCAGGUCCGUCUCCUCCUAGAAGAGAUGAUCCUCUGCACUCUGGACCCCUCAGUAAUGAGCCCCAUGAGCUGGAACUACGACUAAGUGCUUCUAAGAACGGGUUUAAUGAAAACCAGAAGACUGCCAUUUCCCCGUUGGUGCACUCCAGUACCCUUUCUCCUCUUUCAAUACAAACCUCUCCGCGGCCAAGUGAGCUCAUGGUCGCCGCCAUGACAGCUCGAACAUCAACAAAGACGACAUCUGUGAUGACCCGGCCGACUAGUGCGGUUAAACCUAGUAAUGUGACCAGUAAGGUGGACAGUGGACUGAAUAGAACUGGACCCGGGAGAACACCAAUUCCUAGAUCUAAUUCAAGAAACUUUGAUCCUCAGUCUAGUCCCCGGAUGCUUGAUGCUCAGUCAAGUCCCCGGAUCCCGGAAUCUAAGUCCCGUAUCCCUGAGCUCCGUGACUCUGGGUCUAGCCUUGACCCUGCUCCUCGUCCUAGAUCUCAGUCUGCUGGUCCUGCCAGAAAGAGUAGUUUACCCAACAGACAAGUAGCAGCCCUGAAAUCAGGAUCUGCGACCACUGCUCCUACCCCUGAACCCUCCAGGAAACGUAAUUCUGCCCAGCCUCUCUCACUAGCAGAUGACGAGGCUUCUGACACAGAAACAGAAUCAAGAGUGCAUAAUAGUGAAACUUCAAACAAACUCCGUCCAAGGAGAACAAACCAAGAGCCUGGAAAAGAUGCCAAGGGGAGAAAUGCAGGACCAAGGCGAAGUGAUGCCGGAAACCGAAGAGUUGAAACAGAAAGAAGAGUAGAAGGAGGUGGGAUACGAGUAGAAGGAGGAGGAAGGAGAGGGGAUGGUGGAGCAGGUAGGGGACGAGUAGAAGGACGAAGAUCAGAAUCCUGGAAUAGAUCUGACGGAAGACGACCAGUCGCUGAGCAAAGGAGGAUAAAUCAAGAUCAAAUGACAAAGAGCGCCAGUUCUAUGCAGGUUGGGAGCAGUAGUUCUAGACCUAGAUCUACUUCACUUACUAGGAGUCAAUCACAGAGAUUAGGGAGUGGUGCAGUUGGUUCAAGUUAUUCAGAUCGUCCAACUUCCCGUUCUGAUAGAUCUAUAUCCAGACCCAGAUCCAGUACACUGUCUUCAGGAGUACAUAGAGGAGGACUAGAGAAUGUAAACACUGCGGCUAGAAGUAUACAGGCAGGAUGGAGAGGGCACAAUACAAGAACUUCAGAUCCACAGGUUCGUGAGAUGCAAGAUGAGAUUCGAAGUAUGAGACUUGAAGCACAUGUCAAGCAGCUAAACAAGGAGCUACGUAAUGCUAGAGCAGCGCUGGACCAGGAAAGAAAGCUGAGGAAAGUACAAACUGACACCAUUAGGGCCCUGUGGAAGGAGGUGCAGACCCUUCAAUAUGAGAAUGAUCUUGAUUUUGUUGGUCUAGAAUCCAUGAUGAUCAGAUCAGAGACACAAAAGAAUCUUGGGAAAAAAAGUUUCCGGAUGGGUCGUCUUUUGCCUGGUUCGCAGCAGUGGCAAGAGGAUAGUGAUAGCAGUAGAGGAGACGAUUUCUUGGGAGGGUCUGGUAGUUCUACUAGUGGUGUAGAUGAUAAAUCUGUUGCAGAUCUUUCAAGAACAUGUGCUAACCUUCAGAAUCAAGUUGAGAACCUUCAAGCCUCCCUAGCAACAGUUGUGAGAUAUGUGAGCGAAAGAUCGCGGCAUUCUAGCUCCAGUACACCCCCGGGGGUUCAUAGUGUACAUAGCGUACAUCAAGGUUUACCUAACUCCAUGACGAUGUCCCUUCCUCCCUCUCUCACCUUACCAAACCCUGUAACCAUCAGCAGAUCUUGUGAUAGUUUAGCACAGACCGAUAUAGUUGCAGUUAAAACACCUCAAAAUGAGACUUUUCUAUUCGGGAGUCGGCAGGCAUUUACUGACGUAGAUACAAGUGACAGUGACCAUACAAGGUUGGAUUCGGGCUUUCCUUUACGCCUGGUGGAGGGUGUGUCUACAUCAUCCUUCUUAGAAGAGAUCCGCCCACCCUCACGUAGCCGGUCUCCUCGACCUAGCUCACUACCAGGGGUAGGAUCAGGAGAUCCUGCCACGCCCAAGAAAGCCCCACCUAGGGGUACAGAGAUUCCCGGCAUGCAUAUUCAGGAGAAAGAGGUCAGCCCUCCUGGACCUAAAGUUGUAAAAUGUUUUGCUUCUGAUUUAAUGCAGGGUAUUCUUUCACAGUCUACAAAAGAGAUAUCUCAGCGUGGAACGAUGGAUACAGCUGACGAUGCAAAAGAUAUUUCCAUGUCCCUGGAUAUCAGUGAUUUUCCGAAAUCCUCAAAAACUGUUGAAAAUGCGGGAAAGGUUCAUAUUCAGAAAGACGACAUUUCCUGCAGUCCGUCUCCGUUGAAAAUAGAAGAAUCUCCAAACAGCUUGAAAACGGUGGAUUCAGACUCUUUAGAGAAAAGUGUAGAGAUGGCAUGAAUAAUUAUAAUUUUUAGAUCACGUAAAAGAAACUGUGAGAUUAGCUGAGGAUUGAUAUUUUGAUGAAAACAAAUUUUGUCUAACAGAUGAGAAUUAAUACUUCCCUGAUUUUCCCUCUCACUUUGAUAUUAGCAUAGCUUUUGUAAACUGUACCGUCUGAGAAAAAAAUUAUUUUUAUUUAGAAAAAUGAUAACCAAAAAAAACAUUUGAAUUAUUGACCUUUUUAUGUUAAAGCAAACGUCUUUACUUUUACUUAUCCCUCAAAUACAGUCGUCUUCGUAUAUAUCAAUACAAUGAAGACGAUUUUCUUUUUCAAUUUUGUUUUAUACCUAGCUUUUAAACUGCAUGGAUACACAGAAAAAGUAAACAAAUAGAAGCUGUCAAUUAAAAAUGCUUCUCUUUAAUUACUUGUAAACUUGUAAUUCGAAAAAAGCUUGGAAUAAAAAACUUAAAUAAAAAAGUCGUCUUUAAUAUUUUUAUAUGAUCACCUACCACUGAAGUUUAUGUUUGGGUUUUAUUAGUGAAUCUGUUUCUGUUUUUAAUGGAAUUUCUAAAAUGUGGACUUCAAUUCUUAAACAAUUUUUUCUUUCUUUUCAAAUAUGAUUUUAACAAUGGUAAUUUUGUUAGAUACUGAAAACGAUCGCAGUGGUUCUUAAUUUAAAAAGUUUAGAAGUUUCUCAACAUUAUUAUCAUCAAGUGUCGUCGUUUAUUAAUUGUAAUAAAAAGGUCGAAAAAAUUCCAUUUAAUCCUCAUGUUUAUAGUUAGAUGUGGAGGGAACAAUUUUAUUUUCAAAUGUAUGGUUCAGAUGUGUUAGCAGAAAAAAUAGGAUUUUAGUCAUCUCAAGAAUGUGUUUUUAUAAAGUUUUGUUCCCUGACAAAUUGUAUUUCAAGUGUUUGUAAUUACUAAUUAUAGAUUGUAUUGUAAUGUUUUUGUUCUUUCAU
Molecule: messenger RNA, 4486 nt
Organism: Eurytemora carolleeae
Lineage: Eukaryota; Metazoa; Arthropoda; Copepoda; Calanoida; Temoridae
Exons: 37
Coding region: 138-3545 (1135 amino acids)
Molecular function (GO): protein binding
Source: RefSeq, a predicted model, not a curated record